UGUGGAGUGAGGGUCCCUCCCUGUCACCCAUGCUCAUUCAGGAAGCGUCUUUGUGUACAACCCUUUGCAGCUUCCCCUGCACCCAGGGUAGUGGGGUUGCGUGCGGAGGUGUACCAGCACCUGAGGAAAGCACCAGCCCGGGAGGCGUGGCCUCACAUGGGGCCUUGGGGCCUCUGCAGCCAGGGCGUACCCGUCUGUUCGGGCUGAGCUGAGCCUUUGUUCUGGGGCACAAGCAUGUCUGUCCCCCAGACCCGCCCCAGAGGACCAGCCCCGAGGCCACCCUGGGCGCCAUCCCAGAGUGUCUUGCAUUGUGGUGUCUGAGGUUUGCACGCCCACUGGAGACAGUAGGGUGAGGGGCCAGUAUCUCACCUCUAGCCUGCUGCUACCUUCCUAUCCGUGCUAUCGACUGCUGGGUCUCUGAGUUUGGGGGGGGUGGCUGUCCUGGGUGUGCGCAGCUAACCAGGGAGUGCAGUGCACCCCUCAGCGGGGGCCCCCCAACAAAACCAGGGGCAGGGACUUUCCCUGGCCCGCCACUCGAUCAUGGCCCCUGGUCACUUGUGGCCAGUGUUGGUCUGUGAGCUCAGCCCUGCCUUCGCCAGACAGGCUGUGGCCGCAUCGCCAGGUAAGGAUGCUGCCCUUGGGGCUGGAGGAGGUGACCCUAGGCCUGGGGCACUUCCCACAGAGCCCGUGGGAGGUCGCCUGCGGAAGGCAAAGCACCUGGGCCUCCAGGCCUGGCCAGGCUGGCAGAUGUGGGGCCUGGACUUCUCCCGAAGCUUCUUCCUGCUGCAGCUUGUGGCUGACUAUCCCUCUGUCCCUGGGUGUCCAGCCUGCCUGCAGGAGGUGGCUGCAAGCUGCCCACUCUGUCAGAAAGUGACCCCACUCGCUUCAGCUUUUGUUCCAGACAGUGAGCAUGUCUCUGCGACCUCUGACCCCGCCCCCAUUAUGGGCCGCCCUGCCUGUGUGCAGGGCCGGCGGGAGGCUGGGGCUCCUCCACACACUUGCCGGGAGAAGCCGCAGGGGCCCCCCCAAGGCCGGGUGCUCAGAGCCCUGCCUCCUGCCUGUGGCCGAGCCAGCUUUCUUCCCGUGUCUCUUCUUUCUCCUGCCUCGUCGUCCAAAGUAGUCUUGCUUUUCAUCCCACUGUUUUAUGUUUCAGUUUGUAGGUGUGUUUGAUUUGAUUUUUUUAAUUAUGUUUUAAGUUCUUUUUAUUUCAUGCUCUAGGUUUUAAGGUCUUUCUAAUUUCUUAAUUUUUUUUUGUUGUUUUUUGUUUUGUUUUUUGUUUUUAUGUGCUGUAUUUUCAGUGUUUUAACCAAACAGUUGUGGCUACUCAUGGUGAGGAAUGACUGCUAAGAGUUUGGGUACUUUGCAUUUGGAGGUCACUGCCACACGUUGGUGUUUAGGAGGUUGAGAGGUUUGCCGCUAGUGUCCGCAGGAUGAGAUGUCCGAGUCAGGCCAGUCUUCGGCGGCUGCCACACCCAGCACCACGGGCACGAAGUCCAACACGCCCACGUCUUCUGUGCCCUCGGCCGCCGUCACGCCACUCAAUGAGAGCCUGCAGCCCCUGGGGGACUACAGCGCCGGCACGAAGAGCAGCAAGCGAGCGCGGGAGAAGCGCAACAGCCGCAACAUGGAGGUCCAGGUCACGCAGGAGAUGCGGAACGUCAGCAUAGGCAUGGGCAGCAGUGAUGAGUGGUCUGAUGUUCAAGACAUUAUCGAUUCUACACCAGAGCUGGACAUGAGUCGGGAACCCCGCCUUGAUCGCACGGGCAACAGCCCGACCCAGGGGAUCGUGAACAAGGCUUUUGGCAUCAACACUGACUCCCUGUACCACGAGCUGUCGACUGCGGGGUCAGAGGUCAUCGGGGAUGUGGAUGAAGGAGCUGACCUGCUAGGAAUGGGCAAGGAAGUGGGGAAUCUGCUGCUGGAGAACUCACAGCUUCUAGAAACCAAAAAUGCUCUGAAUGUGGUGAAGAAUGACCUCAUCGCCAAGGUGGACCAGCUGUCCGGGGAGCAGGAGGUGCUCAAAGGGGACUUGGAAGCCGCCAGGCAGGCCAAACUCAGGCUGGAGGGCCGCAUCAAAGACCUGGAGGAGGAGCUGAGGAGAGUGAAGUCAGAGGCCAUUGUUGCCCGCCGAGAGCCCAAAGAAGAGGUGGAGGAUGUAAGCAGCUAUCUCUGUACAGAAUUGGACAAGAUCCCCAUAGCACAGCGCCGCCGCUUCACGCGGGUGGAGAUGGCCCGUGUGCUCAUGGAGCGCAAUCAGUACAAGGAGAGGCUGAUGGAGCUCCAGGAGGCUGUGCGGUGGACCGAGAUGAUCAGAGCGUCCCGAGAGCAUCCAUCUGUCCAGGAGAAGAAGAAGUCCACCAUCUGGCAAUUCUUCAGCCGCCUCUUCAGCUCCUCGUCCAGCCCCCCUCCGGCCAAGCGGUCCUAUCCCUCGGUGAACAUCCAUUACAAGUCCCCCACCACGGCCGGCUUCAGCCAGCGCCGCAGCCACGCUAUGUGCCCCAUCUCUGCUGGCAGCCGGCCCCUGGAGUUCUUCCCCGACGAUGACUGCACGUCCUCCACCCGCCGGGAGCAGAAGCGCGAGCAAUACCGCCAGGUGCGCGAGCACGUGCGCAACGACGAUGGGCGGCUGCAGGCCUGCGGCUGGAGCCUGCCGGCCAAGUACAAGCAGCUGAGUCCCAACGGGGGCCAGGAGGACACGCGGAUGAAGAACGUGCCUGUCCCCGUGUACUGCCGCCCUCUGGUGGAGAAAGAUCCAACCAUGAAGCUGUGGUGUGCUGCGGGCGUGAACCUGAGUGGGUGGAAACCGAGCGAGGACGACUCUGGGAACGGAGUCAGGCCUGCGCCAGGCCGUGACCCUCUGACCUGCGACCGGGAAGUGGAAGGAGAAACCAAGAGCAAUCACACGUCCCCUGAGAAGAAGGUGAAAGAGCUCCCUGAGCCGGACGCCACCUCCAGCCGCGUGUGGAUCCUCACCAGCACCCUGACCACCAGCAAAGUGGUCAUCAUCGAUGCCAACCAGCCAGGCACUGUGGUGGACCAGUUCACCGUCUGCAAUGCCCACGUCCUGUGCAUCUCCAGCAUUCCAGCGGCCAGUGACAGUGACUACCCUCCGGGGGAGAUCUUCCUGGACAGCGACGUGAACCCCGAGGAUUCCGGUGCCGACGGCGUGCUGGCGGGCAUCACCCUGGUGGGCUGCGCCACCCGUUGCAACGUGCCUCGCAGCAACUGCUCCUCCCGAGGGGAUACCCCAGUGCUGGACAAGGGCCAGGGGGAGGUGGCUACUGUCGCCAGCGGGAAGGUCAACCCAUCUCAGUCCACGGAGGAGGCCACAGAAGCCACAGAGGUGCCAGACUCCGGGCCUAGUGAGGCAGAGGCAGCUGUGGUGCGGCCUGGGCCCCUCACGGAGCAUGUCUUCACUGACCUGGCCCCUGCCCCGGCCCCCAGUGCCCAGCCUGGCAGCGAGAACGGGCCAGAGGCCGACACAGGUGGGGUGCAGCCCGAGCCGGAGCCCAGCGCAGACCCUGCGGGGGCCAGCAAUAGCGCUGCCCCCACCAUGUGGCUGGGAGCCCAGAACGGCUGGCUCUACGUGCACUCAGCCGUGGCAAACUGGAAGAAGUGUCUGCACUCCAUCAAGCUAAAGGACUCCGUGCUGAGCCUGGUGCAUGUGAAAGGGCGAGUUCUGGUGGCCCUGGCCGAUGGGACUCUGGCCAUCUUCCACCGAGGUGAAGAUGGCCAGUGGGACCUGAGCAACUAUCACCUUAUGGACCUGGGCCACCCCCACCACUCCAUCCGCUGCAUGGCUGUCGUGUGUGACCGCGUCUGGUGUGGCUACAAAAACAAGGUGCACGUCAUCCAGCCCAAGACGAUGCAGAUUGAGAAGUCAUUCGACGCCCACCCACGGCGGGAGAGCCAAGUGCGGCAGCUGGCGUGGAUCGGGGAUGGGGUGUGGGUGUCCAUCCGCUUGGAUUCUACGUUGAGGCUUUACCACGCCCACACCCACCAGCACCUGCAGGACGUGGACAUCGAGCCCUACGUCAGCAAGAUGCUGGGCACGGGCAAGCUGGGCUUCUCCUUCGUGCGGAUCACAGCCCUGCUCAUCGCGGGCAACCGCCUCUGGGUGGGCACCGGCAACGGAGUGGUCAUCUCCAUCCCGCUGACUGAGACCGUGGUCCUGCACCGAGGCCAGCUCCUGGGGCUCCGAGCUAACAAAACCUCCCCCACGUCUGGGGAGGGAGCCCGCCCUGGGGGUGUCAUCCACGUGUAUGGUGAUGACAGCAGUGACAAAUCAGCCAGCAGCUUCAUCCCCUACUGCUCCAUGGCCCAGGCCCAGCUCUGCUUCCAUGGGCACCGUGAUGCCGUCAAAUUCUUUGUGUCGGUGCCAGGGAACGUGUUGGCCACUCUCAACGGCAGCGUGCUCGACAGCCCCUCCGAGAGCCCCGGGCCUGCCGCCCCUGCCUCAGACGCCGAGGGCCAGAAGCUAAAGAACGUGCUGGUGCUGAGCGGUGGGGAGGGCUACAUCGACUUCCGCAUCGGGGACGGAGAGGAUGAUGACACUGAGGAGAACACCGGGGACGUGAGCCAGGUGAAGCCCCUGCUGUCCAAGGCAGAGCGCAGCCACAUCAUCGUGUGGCAGGUGUCCUACAGCCCCGAGUGAGGCUCCGGCCUCCCCCGCCCCGCCUGCCCGACGCCAACAUGUACAUACAGCCCCACCUGCCUGCCCACUGCCUGCCCCGCAGGCAGCCCGGCGCCCGCCCCUCUUAUAACCUCUCAACCUGCAGCUUUCACCUUAGGGCCGGGCCUCCCCAAAGGCGGACAGCAAUGCGGGUCUGGCUGGGAGGGAGGGACCCUCACCAGGAGGGGAAGAACCUCUCGAGACACGUGCCCCAGCAGCUUCUGGCUUGCCCCCGAUCCCAAGUUCUCCCAUCUGGGGGGUAUUUUGGGGCCAGAGCAAGGUAGGAGGUAGGUCGGGCCGGAAGAAGGCCCUGCAGGUGGCUCCCAGCUCCACCCUGGACCCCCCACUUCCCUCACUCCCAGGACCCCCCAGAGCAGGAAGUAGGGAUUUCAGCCAGCCAAGUCUUCCCAGCUGGAGCCCACUUGCCUUUGCCUGCUGCCUGAAGGGGUGGGCCUGACCCUAAGGGAGCCGGCCUGGCCACUGGCCUUCCCUGGGCCCCCCCUGCACCCACACCCUGAUGCCUGCCCCAGGAAUUGGCAUGGAAGCACGUAGCCAGGCUGCCUAAGGCAGCUGCUUGAGAAGCCAGAUGCCCUCUUGCUGCUCACUCCGUGUGGCCAGCUCUCCCCAGCUCUCCCUGGGCAGAAGACCCACCUGGUAGGAGCAGGCUCUGGAGUCCUCCCCCUCCCAGAAUCCCCUAGGGUGGAAUUUCUCAGGCUGCCAAGGCAGGCCCAGGCCUCAGGAAGAAGGGGAGGCCCCUGGCCUCUUCUGGGGUCAGUCCUAGGACGCAGGCUCAGCCUCAGGGUGACAGGGGGACACGUGGUUUGGGGCCUGCCUCCCACACAGUCUCCAAGGAGCCCAACUCCCAAGACACACUAUGAAGUGCCUAGGGCUGGCAGCAUGGCCUGCUCCCCUGAGGGCAACUGAAGACGAGCCUGCGAGGGCUCGCAGCAGAAGCUGCCUCCAGCCGGCUCUAGGCAUGGAUGCCUGCCGGCUUUGAGGGGUGCCGCCCUGGACUGCCACCUCCCUGACCUGCCCAGGUCCAGGCCUUACUCCUGCUCCAGAGGCCCUGCUGCCCACCCACCUCCCACCAGAGAAGCACAGAUCUCGGGCAGCCACCCCACGAGCCCAGCCGGCCACCGUUACGUGCAGCUGCAGGCUUCUCCCCACCACCCUGCCACUCUCCACUGUGAUGUACGUCCAGUCCCUUCUGUUCCCAUGGGGCCGUGAAGUGACUCGGGGGCUAGCCGGGUGGGUGCUGCUGGGGGAAGGGGCUGGGUGGUGAUUCUCCUGAGGCUUUGGCCCUGCAAGCGAACCCACGUAUCUGCUCUGUAUGUAAUAAAUGUCUUAACAUCGUAGCCCUGUGUCCCUGGGCCCAGACCAGC
Messenger RNA from Mirounga angustirostris (Northern elephant seal), 6054 nucleotides. It is a transcript of the gene MAPK8IP3, whose product is annotated as mitogen-activated protein kinase 8 interacting protein 3. Gene Ontology annotation, molecular function: MAP kinase scaffold activity; JUN kinase binding; signaling receptor complex adaptor activity. Gene Ontology annotation, biological process: vesicle-mediated transport. The transcript has 26 exons. The record is from RefSeq and is a predicted model, not a curated record. Bases 1436 to 4654 code for a protein of 1072 amino acids. Gene Ontology annotation, cellular component: cytoplasm. Lineage: Eukaryota; Metazoa; Chordata; Mammalia; Carnivora; Phocidae.